AUGUUGUACACCAUUAUCAUACCAGCCACCAAGGUGGACAUCAAGGGAUCGGUCGCACUUACGAUCGGAUCCGGGAUCAUUUUCACUGGAGAGGAUUGUACCGAAGUGUACAAAGAUAUGUCGGAGAGUGUGUGGAUUGUGAGACUGUUAAAGGGCGGCCCCGGGACCAGGACGAAUCACCGGAUCAUCGCUAUGGAUCACAUCCCCUCAUUGCCCAGAUCCUAUAAAGAUAAAACUGAGCUGUUGAUCUUCAAAGAUCUCUUCUCCGGGUAUGUGAUUGCCAAAGCGAGCGGAUCCAGGACGGCUCAGACUGUGGCAGAAUCCUACGAGGAAUGUGUGUUCCGCCGAUUUGGUGCCAGCGAGGUUAUCCGCCAUGAUCGUGAACCCGGGUUUAUGUCCGAUUUCUUUUGCGCGUUUAAUAAGAUCCUGGCUCAGCGUUAA
Messenger RNA from Phytophthora megakarya, 441 nucleotides. The record is from the annotation of a GenBank genome assembly. Lineage: Eukaryota; Oomycota; Peronosporomycetes; Peronosporales; Peronosporaceae.